CACACACACACACACAGAGCUAAAUUCAGUGUCACUGUCACUCACACUUCCGGUGGCCGGAAACUGACAAAGGAGGAACACUCUUUUCAGCAGUGACAUGUGCACCGCAUAUCAUACAUAGACCACGACUCAAGACCCAACCCAACUGAGACAGAGAGGGGAAGUGUAACAGGCAGGUUUCACCAAAUGACUUCAGAAGGGUAGUUUCACAGAACAAGCAGAAGAGGGGUAGUAGGUCUUUUUUUAAAGAAGCUGCCAGAGUCCCCUGCAUUUUGGACGGUGGAGAAGUAUGGCAGCGUGGGACCUGUCAGUUACAGUUGAGGACCUGGGAGCUGAUGCUCCGCCCAUCACUGUCAGUGUGACCUCUGACCUACACAUAGGUGGGGUUAUCCUCAAACUGGUGGAGAAGUCACAGGUAAAGCGUGACUGGUCAGACCAUGCCCUGUGGUGGGAGCAGAAGCAGCAGUGGCUCCUGCGAACGGCCUGGACCCUUGAGAAGUGUGGCAUCCAGGCAGAUGCCGGGCUCAUCUUCAUGCCCCAGCACAAGCCCCUGAGGCUGGGCCUGCCCAAUGGACUGAACCUCAGGCUCCGGGUCUGCUUCUCUGGGCCUGUGUUCCGCACUGUGCUGGGCAUCUGCAAGAUGCUGAACAUCCGUCGGCCAGAGGAGCUGUCCCUGCUGCGACCUGUAGAGGAGAAGAAGAGGAAGAAAGAUAGAGACUUGUCAGAGGAACUGUAUGACCUCACAGAAGUGCCUCUCACCUCAGUGUCCCGCCCCUGCUUGUAUAAUGGCAUGCCUGCCCAUUUCGCUGACUCCCCUAAGACUGAGAAGGUGUACAAGAUGCUGUCAGUCUCCCAGCCUGCUCCCCCCCCAGAGGCCAUCGCUAAGCUGUACCGCCCCGCCAGUGUGGUAGACAAGGCCCACAUCCACAGCAGGUGGCUGGACUCUUCUCGUUCACUGAUGGAGCAGGGAGUUCAGGAGAAUGACAGACUCUGGCUGCGCUUCAAAUACUACUGCUUCCAUGACCUGGAGCCCAAGUAUGAUGUGGUGCGUCUGACCCAGAUGUAUGAGCAGGCUCGCUGGGCCAUCCUACUGGAGGACAUAGACUGUACUGAGGAGGAGAUGCUGCUGUUUGGAGCUAUACAGUACCACAUCAACAAGCUGUCCCUGUCGGAGCCCCAGACGAUGACCUCCAGUCCGGCCAUGGAUGACCUGGACUCAGCCCUACAGUGUCUGGAGGUCAAGCUGGAUGGGGCAGACAGCAGCCCCCAAGACAUGCUGGAGAACCUGACCGCCCCAGAGCUGAAUGAUUAUUUGAAGUUAUUCCGGCCCAAGAGGUUGACUCUGAAGGGAUACAAGCAGUACUGGUUCAAGUUUAAGGAUGCCUCCAUCUCCUACUAUAAGAGCAAAGAGGAGAGCCUGGGAGAACCCAUUCAACAGAUCAACCUCAAAGGCUGUGAGGCCGCUCCAGAUGUGAACGUUGCUGGACAAAAGUUCUGCAUCAAACUUCUGAUUCCAGCUCCAGAGGGCAUGAACGAGGUCUACCUGCGCUGUGAAAAUGAGGAGCAGUAUUCCAGUUGGAUGGCAGCAUGUCGUCUGGCCUCUAAAGGGAAGAGUCUGGCAGACAGCUCAUUCCAGAGCGAGGUCCAGAGCAUCCGAUCCUUCCUGGCCAUGCAGCAGACCAACCCCAACACACACACUGAUGACAGCAUGAGCAUCAACACACACAGCCUGGUCUCUCCACGCUACAGCAAGAAGUACAAGGCCAAACAGUUGACCCCUCGUAUCCUGGAGGCAUAUCAGAACGUGGCUCAGCUCUCCCUGACCGACGCCCUCCUCCGCUUCCUCCAGAUCUGGCAGGCCCUGCCUGACUUUGGUAUCUCCUUGGUGGUGGUGAGGUUUAAGGGCAGCAGGAAGGACGAGGUGCUGGGCAUCGCCCCCAACCGUCUGAUCCGUAUCGACCUGGGGGUGGGAGAAGUGGUCAAGACCUGGCGCUACAACAACAUGAGGCAGUGGAACGUCAACUGGGACAUACGACAGAUGGCCAUAGAGUUUGAUGGGAACGUGAACAUAGCGUUCAGUUGUGUGACGGCUGACUGUAAGAUCGUCCAUGAGUUCAUUGGAGGCUACAUCUUCAUGUCGACACGCAACCGCGAGCAGAGUGACACACUCAACGAAGAUCUCUUCCACAAGCUGACGGGGGGCCACGAGGCUCUGUGACACCCUCACCCAGUAAUAUACAGCAGCUAUAACCCAAGGAGCAAUCUAUACAUACAUACAUACAUACAUACAUACAUACAUACAGAUGCACCAGUGGACAGUUUGAGUGUUUUAGGGUGCUGCUGCAGCAGCCUUGAAGAGAAAUGACAACCAGUCCACGUUGGGAUCCUAACAGACAUGCAGUUGACUAUUCAAUAAAUCAAGGAAGAGGUGACCCAUGAAUAGAAAGUUAUAGAAAAUGAUUAACAAUGUAAUGAAUUGUCAAUUCUGAAAUCCAUAAUUAAAUAUGUUUAUUGACAUACAUAAAAAA
Messenger RNA from Salmo salar (Atlantic salmon), 2528 nucleotides. Its product is annotated as fermitin family homolog 3. Gene Ontology annotation, biological process: leukocyte cell-cell adhesion; platelet aggregation; regulation of cell-cell adhesion mediated by integrin. The record is from RefSeq and is a predicted model, not a curated record. Lineage: Eukaryota; Metazoa; Chordata; Actinopteri; Salmoniformes; Salmonidae. Gene Ontology annotation, molecular function: integrin binding. Gene Ontology annotation, cellular component: cell-substrate junction.